AUGUCCCUCUACUACGACGCCGUCUCCAUCCUCACGGCCCCCUCCACCACCGGUGGCUCCUUCAAAUCCCGCAUCUACAACGCCCGCAACAUCAAAUCCGCUCCGGCGCAAAUCUACGCCCUCAUCAUCGAAGCCUCGAAAUGGGAUAUUCUCCUCAAGGAAGUAAUAGAAGCAGCGGGGAUACUCAAGCUUGAGCCGAAGUUAACUCCCCUCCUCUCCCUCCUCCUCGUCCACGACCUCCUCCUCGCCAAAUCCGGCCUGGCCGCCAAAUCCACCCACCCCCUGCGCCAAACCAUCGAGCGACACAAGACCCGUCUGCGCGGUGAAUUCACCAAAGCGCGAGUGCGACGCGGAUGCGCCACGAUCCCGGCGCUGAAAGAUGCCAUCGCGAGGGAGAAGCUCGCUCUGCAGGGCGCAGCAGGAAUAUCCACGGCAAUCUAUCCGCGCUGGGUACGAGUAAACAACAUCCGCACGACGCUGGAGAAACAACUCUCCACCACGUUCGCAGGCUACGAACAGGUCUCGUCACUAGCGGAGCUUAUCCUCCCGAAGAGAAUGGUUCUUGACCCCCAUGUCCCGGAUCUCAUUGCCGUUGCGCCAGGAGCGGAGUUUACGUCGUCGCCGGCGUACAAGAACGGGGAGAUUAUCUUGCAGGAUAAGGCGAGUUGCUUUCCUGCGUAUUUGCUUGUUGGGGAUGAGGAUGAGGGGUGGGAUGAUGGUGGUGGAUUGUUGGAUGGGUGUGCUGCGCCGGGGAAUAAGACGACGCAUAUGGCCUCGUUGUUGGCGAAGCAGCAACAUAAACAUAACAAGGGAACUGGGACCUACCACAUCUUCUCCAUGGAUCAAUCGCCUAUCCGAGCAAAGACUCUCCAGAAGAUGGUUUCCACCGCCGGCGCAGACACCAUGGUGACCGUCCUCCCAGGACAGGAUUUCCUCGCUCUGGAUCCAACUGAUCCCCGCUUCGAGAACGUCUCAGGCCUGCUCCUCGACCCGAGCUGCUCCGGAAGUGGGAUCAUCGGUCGCGACGAUGUGCCUAAGCUGACACUCCCUGAGUCUACUACAACCUCCUCCUCCUCUUCUUCGACAGGGAAAAAGCGCAAGCGUCGCGCCAACGACGAGGACGACAGUCGCGAAGGAAAGAAAUCUUCCACCACCACCACCACCACCACCAUGACAGAAUCCCCCUCGGCAACAGACGAAAACGACGUCCCGGUAACCGGAAUGACGGAGGAGCGCCUCAUCAAGCUUUCGAACCUGCAGACGCGGAUUGUAGAGCACGCGCUGAGUUUCCCUGCCGCAACGAGGGUCACGUAUAGUACGUGCUCGAUCCAUUUGUUGGAGAAUGAGGCGGUGGUUUCGAGGAUUUUGGCCUCGGAGGUGGCGAGGACGCGCGGGUGGAGGGUGCUCAGGAGGGAUGAGCAGCCUGUCGGGAUGAAGAAAUGGGUGCAUAGGGGGGUUAGGGAGGAGAGGGUGGUUGAGGGCGGUGCUGCUACUGGUGGUGAAGGGGUUGAGGUGACGCUGUCGGAUGAGGAGUUGGAGGGGUGUUUGCGGUACGGGGAGAUCAAGGAAGAGCAGAAUGAGGUUGAGGUGGACGAGAAGUUGGAUGAGGAUGAAGAAGGGGAAGACGAAUGGGAGGGAUUCUCGGAUUGA
This is a messenger RNA of Aspergillus costaricaensis CBS 115574, 1650 nucleotides long. RefSeq names its product rRNA (cytosine-C5-)-methyltransferase RCM1. Gene Ontology annotation, molecular function: methyltransferase activity. NCBI's taxonomy places the organism in Eukaryota, Fungi, Ascomycota, Eurotiomycetes, Eurotiales, Aspergillaceae. The transcript has 3 exons. The record is from RefSeq and is a predicted model, not a curated record. Gene Ontology annotation, biological process: rRNA base methylation. The coding region runs from base 1 to 1650 and encodes 549 amino acids. Gene Ontology annotation, cellular component: nucleolus.